Messenger RNA from Capronia coronata CBS 617.96, 234 nucleotides. RefSeq lists its product as uncharacterized. Bases 1 to 234 code for a protein of 77 amino acids. Gene Ontology annotation, biological process: mitochondrial respiratory chain complex II assembly. The transcript has 3 exons. NCBI's taxonomy places the organism in Eukaryota, Fungi, Ascomycota, Eurotiomycetes, Chaetothyriales, Herpotrichiellaceae. Gene Ontology annotation, cellular component: mitochondrion. The record is from RefSeq and is a predicted model, not a curated record.
AUGCGGCGGUCCGGCCUACAACGAGAAGUGCUCAAACUGUACCGUCAGUGCCUGCGCGCGGCGGGCAAGAAACCUGAGGCUACGCGAGACAAUUUUCGCAUGGUGGCACGCCGAGAAUUUCGCAAGAACCAGAUGGUCGACAAGAAAGAUUUCGCCGCCGUCGAGACUCUGCUCCGCAUGGGGUCUCGCAAACUCGAGCUCUAUUCGUCGGAAGGGGUCAAGGACAUCCAUUGA